Molecule: messenger RNA, 2818 nt
Organism: Manis javanica (Malayan pangolin)
Lineage: Eukaryota; Metazoa; Chordata; Mammalia; Pholidota; Manidae
Source: RefSeq, a predicted model, not a curated record
AACAAUACAAUUUCCCCACAGGUCUCUUAAUAUGGACUUUGAAAAUCAAGAUAAGGAGAAAGACAAUAACAAUUCUUCUGGAUCUUUCAAUAGCAACAGCACCAAUAAUAGUAUCCAAACUAUUGACUCAACCCAGGCACUGUUCCUUCCAAUUGGAGCAUCUGUCUCUCUCCUAGUAAUGUUCUUCUUCUUUGACUCAGUUCAAGUAGUUUUUACAAUAUGUACAGCAGUUCUUGCAACGAUAGCUUUUGCUUUUCUUCUUCUCCCGAUGUGCCAGUAUUUAACAAGACCCUGUUCACCUCAGAACAAGAUUUCCUUUGGUUGCUGUGGGCGUUUCACUGCUGCUGAGUUACUGUCGUUCUCUCUGUCUGUCAUGCUCGUCCUCAUCUGGGUUCUCACUGGCCAUUGGCUUCUCAUGGAUGCCCUGGCCAUGGGUCUCUGUGUUGCCAUGAUAGCCUUUGUCCGCCUGCCCAGCCUCAAGGUCUCCUGCCUGCUUCUCUCAGGGCUUCUAAUCUACGAUGUCUUUUGGGUGUUUUUCUCUGCCUACAUCUUCAAUAGCAACGUCAUGGUGAAGGUGGCCACGCAGCCGGCUGACAAUCCCCUUGACGUCCUAUCCCGGAAGCUCCACCUGGGGCCCAAUGUUGGGCGUGAUGUUCCUCGGCUAUCUCUGCCUGGAAAACUGGUCUUUCCGAGCUCCACUGGCAGUCACUUCUCUAUGUUGGGCAUUGGGGACAUCGUGAUGCCUGGGCUCCUGUUGUGCUUUGUCCUUCGUUAUGACAACUACAAAAAACAAGCCAGUGGUGACUCCUGUGGCGCCUCUGGACCCGCCAACAUCUCUGGACGCAUGCAGAAGGUCUCCUACUUCCACUGUACCCUCAUUGGGUACUUUGUAGGUCUACUCACUGCUACUGUGGCAUCUCGCAUUCAUCGAGCAGCCCAGCCCGCCCUUCUCUAUUUGGUGCCAUUUACCUUAUUGCCACUCCUCACAAUGGCCUAUUUAAAGGGUGACCUACGGCGGAUGUGGUCUGAGCCAUUCCACUCCAAAUCCAGCAGCUCACGAUUCCUGGAAGUAUGAUGGAUCCCAGAGAGUGAGCAGAAUGGCCAUCUUAGUCCCUUCCUGUCAACGCGUGGUUUUGUUUCCUCUUAGAGCCAGCCCGGUACUCAGAGAUCUACCUGUUUAUGGAACUGACGUGUGACUGAAUUUCCAUUUGCAGGGAGCUUGUUUGCAGGAGCGAGGUGCUGGAACCCAGCUUCGUUCCCUCUCUUCCUACCACUGGAGAAGGGGAGCCCCUCCUGAGGUGACACGCCCUCCCCCACACUCCUUCUCCCCCAUUUUUAUGGAUCUGCACCAGACUGUUACCUGUGGGGGAUGGAGAUGUGACUAUUUAAAACUGACAACGGCAAGGAGUUGUUCCCUACCUUUUGAACACUAAACGGAUGAAAAACAUUAGCAAAGCGAAGUUUCUUCAGUGAACCCUCAAGAACUUUGGGACCAGUUUCCUGUGGGGGACUCAGUUUCUGAGAACUGAGACAGAGCUCUUCUGUCAUUAUAUUCUUUCCUUUUUUUGGAUUUAUUAAAUAUUUUCUGUGGUGUGAAAUGACUUAUUAAAUCCACAGACAUUGAGUGACUUCUUACAACAUAUACAUAAGAACUUGUUGUAAUGAGUUCAUGUCCACCCAGAUGUCAUGUUGGCAGUGAAUGAGGGCAUGGUUUUUAUACAUACACACACAUGUGCGUGCACAUAGAUAUAUAUGAAUAAACAAAAUAAAAACUGCUAAGAUCAUGCUGUGUAGCAGACAGGGACUUGCUGUAAUUUUUAGCAUGUAGAGCAGUUACUCUGGCUUCCUUGUAUAUGGAUAAGCUGCUGUCUUCCCCUCCACAACUGAACGUGCAGUUAAAAACCAGUAUAGUAUUUGUACUGAUAUACUCAUGGACUUCAGGGGACACCCAUUUGGUUUUGGUCAGUGUAGCAAAUUAGGGAUGAAACAUUAAAACUUUUUGGCCCUUCUUUUGUUUCUACAGUCUUCUCCCUUGCAGGGUUUUUAGUAGUUUCUUCUUGAACCAGUGCAUGUAUUAUAUAGCAGCAGGUGUCUUUGUGCUUUCUGAUCAUAGUAAUGUACUACUUGUAAAUACAUUUUUCUAUUUUCUAUUUUUUUGUGAUUUUUUUUUUGGCAUUUGAUUUCACUGGUGUGCUGUAUCUUUCCAUGCCCUCACUCCUUUAAGGAAAAAAAAGCAACAUAAUCCUGUCCUUGCUGUUGUGAUUAUAGUGUUGGUUUACCUGUGCUGACAGCUGCAUAUUGGGGACAAAUGUCAAAUGCCCUUCUGAAAUGAGCCCUGCAUUCCAGGAAUGGCAGAAGGAACGAGCUGCUCUGUCCCCUUAGAUCUGACCAUGUGCUGUGGUCUGUGUUGGAGAGGCAGCGGCUUUCUGGUAGUAAGUAGGUGAUAAUGUCAGCUUGCCUUUAUCUGUGCAGCCUCUGCCUGACCAAAAAUUACCCCUUGUUCAAAGGCAGAGAGAAGCCUGGAUACCUGAUGGCACGCGCUGGUGAAGGGCCUGUGUGUCCUGCUUCCUCAUAAGCAGGUGACCUGCCUUUGCCUUGCCCUGUGUAAAAGCUGUGGUGCUUUGGUUCCCGUUGUGUGAAGUCACUGAAGCUAGUGCUCACAGACGGUGCACAGUGAGUUUUCAAGGGAGUGUGAGGGGGUGGGGGUGGUGCACUUCUCUGUUGUGUCUUCAAAUCCUGCUGAGGGCUGUUUUGUUUUUUGUUUUGUUGGUUCUUUGGGGAUUUUGUUUUUGUUUUUUAAAUAAAUGACUCCUUUCUA